Messenger RNA from Rhipicephalus sanguineus (brown dog tick), 834 nucleotides. Its product is annotated as wiskott-Aldrich syndrome protein family member 2. Bases 1 to 834 code for a protein of 277 amino acids. The record is from RefSeq and is a predicted model, not a curated record. The transcript is spliced from 3 exons. Lineage: Eukaryota; Metazoa; Arthropoda; Arachnida; Ixodida; Ixodidae.
AUGGACAAAGCGAACGGAGUGGUCAGACAGAAGCGCGGUGACAAGGAAGACGACGACGGCCUGCAACAAGAGGCCACCAGGAGGAAAAGAGAGGCGCGCAAGAAAGGGUCAUGUGAUGAGAAUCCCUCCCUUGUUGCUGCCGUGGAUACAGAUCCUCAGUGGGGCACCCUGAUCAGCAGGCAGCGUCUCCUUGAGGCGCAGCGCAACGACGGCCUUUGUCAACGGAUCCUCAGCCACUUAGCUGACCUGAACGCGCAACCAAGCGAUGCACUGUACCCGGCGCCGGCGGCCUUCACCGAUGUCCUCCCGGAGGUCCCGUUCACGUUCAGCCCCCUGGGACAGGUCUCCCACUGUUCGUGGGCCUCGUUACCCGCCAUCGAGAGGCCGUGUCCGCACGGUCGCAGCAUGGACCGUCCUCGACUCUACCGACCGUCCCGUGGCCUGGACGUCGCGCCUCCCUUGGGAGAUCCAGCCCCGCCCUUCCAGUGGACUCCUUCUAUCGGAUCGGCACCCGAUCGAGCCAUUAUAGCCCUACACGGCCGAGGAGACCAGGAUCCUUUGCCCGCUUUGCCGGGUCCUAGAAAUUUCCCGCCGCGCCCACCAGGACAGCUCCCUCCACCGCAACCGCCUCCUUGCGGUAACAAUGCGGGACACCAUCCCUCGACCACCGCAACCACCGCCAGCUCCAACAACCGUCGAGGCCGCCAUCGCUAUCCUCGCUCGGCCCGUCCGGACCUCCUGGCGCAGGGUGCCCUUCCAGCCCCCACCUCGGUGCCACCCCCUACCCUGCCACCACAGCCACCCGUCGAUGACCUCCUCGACUUCGACGAAUGA